AUGGCCGUCACAUGGGCGACGUCCACGGCGCAGCAGCAGCAGCAGCAACCGCCGGCCGUGCCAAGCGUGAGCGUGCCGAGCUGCCCGCCGGUGCAGGCCUCGCUGUCGCCGUGCGUGAGCUACUUCAUCGGCAACUCCUCGUCGCCAUCCGACACGUGCUGCGUCCAGAUGCGGGCCAUGUUCCAGUCGCAGGCGCCCUGCCUCUGCGCCGCCGUGUCCGCCGUGCCGUCCCAGCUCGGGUCCGUGGUCGGCGGCCUGCUCCCCACCGCCUGCAACCUGCCCCCCAACGCCUGCUCCGGUACGUGCAUGCUGCCAGCGAGAUGCUCCUACAUGUAG
Molecule: messenger RNA, 336 nt
Organism: Triticum turgidum subsp. durum (durum wheat)
Lineage: Eukaryota; Viridiplantae; Streptophyta; Magnoliopsida; Poales; Poaceae
Source: the annotation of a GenBank genome assembly